Raphanus sativus (radish) is the source of this 1441-nucleotide messenger RNA. RefSeq lists its product as uncharacterized. The transcript has 3 exons. The record is from RefSeq and is a predicted model, not a curated record. NCBI's taxonomy places the organism in Eukaryota, Viridiplantae, Streptophyta, Magnoliopsida, Brassicales, Brassicaceae. Bases 68 to 1186 code for a protein of 372 amino acids. Gene Ontology annotation, cellular component: endoplasmic reticulum.
UUAUAAAAAAAAAACAGAGAGAAGUUAAAAGAAAAUCACCAAACAGAGGCAAAGAUUUGAGAAACCAAUGACAUCCUCAUCACCGAGCAGCACGACAAUGACGACGACGACGAUAACUACGGUCUCCACAGAAGAUGAUUCAGAGAAGAGAGACAACAGUAACUGCUACUUCCCGGAUUGUCGCAAAGACGCGAACUGCAGCUGCGAGAUCUGUCUCGACAGCCUCAACGCGACGCUCGAUCUCAUGCCUCUCAGCGUGCAGAGAAGCUCUCUCACCAAGCUCUCUUACGCAUCAUCAUCCGCUUUCAAACCCACCGUAGAGUCCACUCCGAGUUCGUUUGACCCGGAUGUGGUGGUCACCACGCCCGCCUCUGUUUCUCGCCCAAUAUCAUCGAAGGUGAAGAAGAUCUCUCCGCCGAGGAAGAAGAAAGUGGUGAAGAAUGAAGAACCGAGGAAGAAAGAGAAGAAGAGAAAGUCACUGACUUGCGUUGUUAUUAUGAAAGUGGUGUUGGUGAUUGGUUUGGUUCUGUGUUUGGAGUUAGGGUUUGGUUGGGUGGUUAGAGGGGUUUUGAGACCUGAGUUUACAGAUGAGAUAGUGAGAAUCUCUGGGGAGAGAUCUCAGGCUGCUAGGGAUCUAGGCGCGAAGAUGAGAAUCUCGGAAGAUGAACUAAAGGGUUUUGCUAAAAAUGGAAAGUUUUGUAGCUGCGUAGAUUCCAAAUCCAAUUGGAAAUUCAAUCAGGAUGGUCCUAUGCUGAACUCAAAGUGUGUUCUGUACAAGUCCGCCACUGAAGAAGUGAGUAUAUGGGGAUGGCCUUUGCAGACAGCUGGAUUGUUCUGUACCGGGUCCUCCUCAAGUUCCAUCACCGUCUUAUCAGGUCGAGUAACUGAGUGGUCAGAAGGGAACUUCGGUUACUCGAUACAUGAGGCCAACACUUCGUGGGGGAAAACCAAAUGGAGCACAUCGGUUCUGCAGUUAGAUCCCAACACAUGGGUUCUUGAGUACAGUUUAAGUUCAGUGACCGAGAGUUCGAGUUUGUUGUCACUGACCAUUGAUCUCCUGACACGCAUGAUGGUCCAAGCAGCAAAGAAUGUAAACCGGGAGCUUUUCUGGAUGUUUUCAGCCUCCUCAAGGAAAUUGUAUAGUGAAGUGGUGUCAGAGGCUAGCACUACAAUGACACCAACUUAAAACAAACUCACCAGGAACAAAGAAAAACAAAGCAAUCGUUUUGUUUUUUCAUUGACAUCUUGUCAUCAUCAUCAAUUUCAUCAAUGAUCAUCUUUUAGGUAGUAAUAGUAUAGUCAAUGAACAACAAGUGCUGAUGUUGUAUCCAUUUUCUUUUGGUUUACUGUGAAUUGUGGGAGAACUGUAAACGCUGUCGUUUUGGUUAAAUACAAUCCGGUUCUGGCUCAAUACAAGUUUUAUUCCAUUUGGUUUGGUUCA